AUUUACUGGAUUGGUAUGGUUAAGGUACACUUUAUGAAUACUCAAUUUUGUCUUUGCAGGCUUGCAUUCAGGAGCUUAGUAAGGAAAUAUGGAUGUGAUCUUUGUUUCACACCCAUGAUAAUAUCAAAUAGUUUUAUCCAGUCAGUCAAGGCAAGACAUAGUGAUUUCACAACUUGUAAAGAGGAUCGUCCAUUAAUAGUCCAAUUUGCAGCUAAUAAUAGUGAAGAAUUGGCUGAUGCUUCUAGAUUGGUAGCUCCGUAUUGUGAUGGAGUUGAUUUAAAUUGUGGUUGCCCCCAACGUUGGGCAAUGGCUGAAGGCUAUGGAGCAUGUCUCAUCCACAAGCCUGAAUUGGUAGCAGACAUGGUCCGCCAAACUCGGAAUUUGGUGGCUGAUCCAGACUUUACUGUUUCUAUCAAAAUUAGGAUUCACAAAGAUUAUAGGAAUUUUGCAAGGCAAAAUGGAAGCAGCUGGUGAUCAUUCAUGACUGUGCAUGGAAGAACUCAGGAACAAAGAACUGAACCAGUUUGUCUGGAAGCUAUUAGAGAAAUAAAGAAUGCGGUACAUAUCUGCCUUUCUAUUUCUUUGUUCUCUCCUAAAAAGACUUCAUUGUUUACAGGUGUAAUGUCAGCAAGAGGGAUCUUAGAAAACCCAGCUAUGUAUGCUGGUUAUGAUUCCACACCCAUUGAAUGUGUUAAGGACUGGGUCAGUACAGCUCUUUCCACUGGCACUCACUUCAGCUGCUUUCAUCACCAUUUGAUAUACAUGCUUAACAAGUCUCUCACACGUGCAGAUAAGAAAUAUUUCAAUGUUUUAGGGAGCAUCCCAGGAGUUUUGAAUUACUUGAGUGAAAAAUAUAUGAUUGACUUUACAUAGCACACUAAAUUUUCCUUAUUAAAGUCUGCAUCAUA
Macrobrachium nipponense is the source of this 908-nucleotide messenger RNA. It is a transcript of the gene Dus4, whose product is annotated as tRNA-dihydrouridine(20a/20b) synthase [NAD(P)+]-like. The record is from RefSeq and is a predicted model, not a curated record. NCBI's taxonomy places the organism in Eukaryota, Metazoa, Arthropoda, Malacostraca, Decapoda, Palaemonidae. Gene Ontology annotation, molecular function: flavin adenine dinucleotide binding; tRNA dihydrouridine synthase activity. Gene Ontology annotation, biological process: tRNA processing.